Molecule: messenger RNA, 678 nt
Organism: Glycine soja
Lineage: Eukaryota; Viridiplantae; Streptophyta; Magnoliopsida; Fabales; Fabaceae
Exons: 1
Coding region: 1-678 (225 amino acids)
Molecular function (GO): nucleic acid binding; RNA-DNA hybrid ribonuclease activity
Source: RefSeq, a predicted model, not a curated record
AUGGCCUUGUUUGGGGAGAAGGUGGAGGAUGAGGACAGGGAUAAGUGGAUCGCGUGGUUCGACGGCGCGUCCAACACCCAAGGCCAUAGGGUUGGGGUGGCUUUGGUCUCUCCCGACAACCAAUGUGUUCCCUUCAUGGCCAGAUUGGGCUUCGAUUGCACGAAUAAUAUGGUUGAAUACGAGGAAUGCGCCCUCGGAAUCCAAGUGGCAAUUAACUUUAAUGUCAAAUUGCUCAAAGUGUACGUAGACUCAGCCUUGGUAAUUCACCAGUUGAGGGGAGAAUGUGAAACUAGGGAUCACAAGUUGAUACCCUAUCAGGCCUACAUCAAGAAACUGGCUGAGUUCUUCAACGAGGUCUCCUUCCACCAUGUUCCUAGAGAGGAAAAUCAGAUGGCUGAUACGCUUGCCACUCUGGCAUCCAUGUUUCAGCUAACCCCACAUGGAGACUUGCCAUACAUUCAGUUCAAAUGUCGCGACAAGCCCACACAUUGCUGCUUGAUAGAAGAGGAGCCAGACGAUAAACCGUGGUACUUCGACAUCAAGCGGUACAUAGAGUAUAAGGAGUAUCCACAAGGGGAUUCUGACAACGACAAGAGGACAUUGCGAAGGUUGGCAACUGGUUUCUUUCUAAGCGGAGGUAUCCUGUACAAGCAAAAUCAUGAUAUGGUUUUGCUCUGA